Saimiri boliviensis boliviensis (Bolivian squirrel monkey) is the source of this 1903-nucleotide messenger RNA. It is a transcript of the gene SYT5, whose product is annotated as synaptotagmin 5. Gene Ontology annotation, biological process: synaptic vesicle endocytosis; calcium ion-regulated exocytosis of neurotransmitter. NCBI's taxonomy places the organism in Eukaryota, Metazoa, Chordata, Mammalia, Primates, Cebidae. Gene Ontology annotation, molecular function: clathrin binding; SNARE binding; calcium ion binding. The record is from RefSeq and is a predicted model, not a curated record. Gene Ontology annotation, cellular component: axon; dense core granule; exocytic vesicle.
AAGGCAGAAAAUUCGAAGGCACCAGGAUAAACAUCUGUGGGCGCCAUCGAGGUUCCCGGGUGGGGGCGAGAGGAGGGGCGGGGCGGGGUUUUCUGCCUACAGGAGACCAAAUACGGGCACACACACAAUACACACCACACACGCGCGCACACGCACACGGGCUCACAGGCGCGCCCGGGAUCCGGCUCUGCGCCGCGGCUCCUCCGCCCCGCCGAGCUCCGCGAUCAGCACCCGGGACAGCGCCACCGCCCACGUGCGGGGGGCGGGGUCCGGGCGGGGCUGGCGCCUCGGCGUCUCCCGGGAGUGUCCCGUCCAGGCCGCCGAGCAGGGUGUUUGAGUGCCUCUGCAGAAAAGACUCUAGGACUCGGCCACCAUGUUCCCGGAGCCCCCAACCCCGGGGCCUCCAUCGCCCGACACGCCUCCAGACUCCAGUCGCAUCAGCCACGGCCCAGUGCCUCCCUGGGCCCUGGCCACCAUCGUGCUGGUCUCAGGCCUCCUCUUCUUCAGCUGCUGUUUCUGUCUCUACCGGAAGCGCUGUCGGAGGCGGACGGGCAAGAAGAGCCAGGCCCAAGCCCAGGUCCAUCUUCAGGAAGUGAAGGGGCUGGGCCAGAGUUACAUAGACAAGGUGCAGCCAGAAGUGGAGGAGCUGGAGCCAGCAACAUCUGGGCCAGGGCAGCAGGUGGCAGGCAAGCAUGAGCUAGGACGACUGCAGUACUCCUUGGAUUAUGACUUCCAGAGUGGCCAGCUGCUGGUGGGCAUUCUGCAAGCAGAGGGAUUGGCAGCCUUGGAUCUGGGUGGCUCCUCGGACCCCUACGUGCUGGUCUACUUGCUGCCGGACAAGCGGAGGCGGUACGAGACCAAGGUGCAUCGGCAGACACUGAACCCUCACUUUGGGGAGACCUUCGCCUUCAAGGUCCCCUAUGUGGAGCUGGGGGGCAGGGUGCUGGUCAUGGCGGUGUACGACUUCGACCGCUUCUCUCGCAACGACGCCAUCGGGGAGGUGCGGGUCCCCAUGAGCUCCGUGGACCUGGGGCGGCCGGUGCAGGCCUGGCGGGAGCUGCAGGCGGCUCCGCGGGAGGAGCAGGAGAAGCUUGGGGACAUCUGCUUUUCCCUCCGCUAUGUCCCUACGGCCGGGAAGCUCACCGUUAUCGUCCUGGAGGCUAAAAACUUGAAGAAGAUGGAUGUAGGAGGACUGUCAGAUCCGUACGUCAAGGUCCACCUGCUGCAGGGCGGCAAAAAGGUGCGGAAGAAGAAAACUACCAUCAAGAAGAACACUCUGAACCCCUAUUACAACGAGGCUUUCAGCUUUGAGGUGCCCUGUGACCAAGUCCAGAAGGUGCAGGUGGAGCUGACCGUGCUGGACUACGACAAGCUGGGCAAGAACGAGGCCAUCGGGAGGGUGGCCGUGGGGGCGGCCGCCGGCGGGGCUGGCCUGCGGCACUGGGCGGACAUGCUGGCCAAUCCGCGGCGGCCCAUUGCCCAGUGGCACUCGCUGCGGCCCCCGGACAGAGUGAGGCUGCUGCCUGCGCCCUGACUCCUACCCCAAGCCCCUGACCCCAGACUCCCGAGACCCGCCAAAGCCAAGCCAGCCCCACCCUGAAGCCUCUGACCGCUACUCUCCCCGCAGCCCCACCCCAACCAGCCGAUCCAUUCCUGCCUCUCACCCACAACGAUGCCAAUCACAACUUUCCAGCACACUCCCCAGACCCCCACCCACACACCCAGAUGCCCCAGCGACCCCUGGGAAGGAAAGGCAGCCUGGUUUCCCCUGCCCCCUGGUCCUGCCCCCCCCCCCCCCCCCCCGCUUUGACAAUCACCAACCUAGUCUGUUCUCCUCUCUCUUCCAACACAGCCCGUCCCUGCACUGCUCCUGGGGCCAAAUAAAUAUUCAGCAGCUCCGGUG